UAUUUCAAAAAACCAAACAUUCUACAAACAUGGGGAAAUGUAGAGUACUCUUCUUCCUCCUCUCCAUCUUUUCACUCUUCUCUUUCUUCCUACCCACAUUACACGCGCUGCCCCUAUCGACGAGUUCUCGAUGGAUCGUCGAUGAAAAGGGGCAGCGCGUGAAGUUGGCGUGCGUAAAUUGGCCGUCACACCUAGACUUGGCAGUGGCAGAAGGUCUAACCAAACAGCCAGUUGAUGUUAUAUCAAAGAAAAUUAAAGAUAUGGGGUUUAAUUGUGUUAGGUUCACUUGGCCUCUUUAUUUGGCUACUAAUAACUCUUUGGCGUCUACUACUGUCAGACAGUCUUUUACCAAUGCUGGUAUUUCGAAGGAUGUUGUUGCUAAUUUACAAGCUAACAACCCCUCCAUUGUUGAUCUUUCCCUAAUCAAUGCUUUCAAGGCAGUGGUGGGAAGCCUAUCAAAGAAUAAGGUGAUGGUGAUUUUGGAUAAUCAUAUAAGUAAACCAGGGUGGUGUUGUGCUGACUCUGAUGGCAAUAGCUUCUUUGGUGACAAGUACUUUAACCCUAACCUUUGGGUUAAGGGUUUGACCAAAAUGGCUACUCUUUUCAAAGAUAAUCCUUUUGUUGUUGGUAUGAGUUUAAGGAAUGAACUUCGUGGACCAAUGCAGAACACUAAAGAUUGGUAUAGGUACAUGCAACAAGGUGCAGAACAAGUACACAAAGCAAACCCAAACGUACUAGUCAUCAUCUCCGGUCUAAGCUUCGACACAAACUUAAGCUUCCUGAAAAAACAACCACUCUUUCUAACCUUCACACGAAAACUAGUCUUCGAAGUACACCAUUACUCCUUCACAGGAGGUCCAAAAUGGAGGGUUGGAAACGCUAACCAAGUUUGUGCAGACAUGACGAAUAAUCUGAUGCAAAACGCUGGUUUUUUGAUGGAUCAAGGGUUUCCUUUAUUUGUAGGGGAAUGGGGGUUAGCCAUGGUUGGAACCUCUGAGAGUGAGGAAAGAUACUUGAAUUGUUUUCUGGGUUGGGCAAUGGAGUAUGAUUUAGAUUGGGGGUUAUGGACAUUAUCUGGGAGUUAUAAUGUUAAAUUAGGUGAAGUUGGUGCUGCUGAGAGUUUUGGAUUGCUUAAUCGGAAUUGGACUGAUGUUAGUAAUGAAGGGAUUUUUCAGAGGAUUUCUACUAUUCAACCCCUUCGUCAAGGACCAGAAACUUCAUAUCGCCAUAAACACAAGAUUAUAUUUCACCCAGCAACAGGACUUUGCAUCCUGAAAACAACAGGAAUGGGAGUACAACUUGGAAAUUGCUCUGAAUCAAACCAUUGGGACUACACACCCCAAAACACCCUAGCCAUUGAAGGUUCAUACCUCUGUUUACAGGCACAAGGUUCGAACCGUCCUGCUAGACUCACUAUCAACAGUCAGAAUACAGGAACCAAAUGGGUUCAGAUGUCAGACUCAAAACUCCAUCUUGCAACUGAAUUGAGCAACAACAACAACACAACUGUUUGCUUGGACGUGGAUUCUGGUCAUAAUCUUAUAACAAAUCCUUGCAAAUGUUUAAGCAAAGAUAUCAAAUGUGAUCCUGGUAGCCAGUGGUUUAAGAUUGCUGAUGCUUGUGAUUUUUACUAGCUAAUAUCCAAAAAAUUUAAACCUCAGAUGUAAUGUAAUAUUAACCUCCUAGAUUAAUAGCCAGAAAAAAUUGUGAUAUGCAUAAAAUUAUAAGUUUAUAAAUUAGCCCUCUAAUUUCCUUUGCACCAGUGGAUCA
Molecule: messenger RNA, 1770 nt
Organism: Spinacia oleracea (spinach)
Lineage: Eukaryota; Viridiplantae; Streptophyta; Magnoliopsida; Caryophyllales; Amaranthaceae
Product: glycosyl hydrolase 5 family protein-like
Exons: 4
Coding region: 30-1634 (534 amino acids)
Biological process (GO): polysaccharide catabolic process
Molecular function (GO): hydrolase activity, hydrolyzing O-glycosyl compounds
Source: RefSeq, a predicted model, not a curated record